Molecule: messenger RNA, 467 nt
Organism: Nicrophorus vespilloides
Lineage: Eukaryota; Metazoa; Arthropoda; Insecta; Coleoptera; Silphidae
Exons: 2
Coding region: 133-414 (93 amino acids)
Source: RefSeq, a predicted model, not a curated record
GUCAAUGUCAAAUAUGACGUUUAAAUAGAAAUAUAUUUUCACUGACUUCCAGUGAUAAGAGUACCAAAGAGUACUUGCUUAGUAUUUUUACUAUCGAUCAAGGGAAAAUGGAGUUAGCAACGAUGAUUAAACAUGGAAUAUUUUGUGGAGGAAGGUAAUUUCACAACAACCACCACCGAAGUUCCUGUUCAAAUCAGUUCGGAUUUAAAUUUCUUGAUUAUACCACUGGUUGUAAUUGUUAUUGUGAUGAUUCUUUCCGCCUGCGUGUAUCUAAUGGCGAAAAGAAGAAGAAUGUAUCUACUGCAAGAAAAUAUCAUGUCACUGUAUGAUUUUGAUCAUAAUGAAGAAUGGGAUAGUAUAGACAGUUACGAUCAUCCCAGUUAUAAUUCGAUGGCUCAUACUACUACCGUAUAAACGAAUGUAAUUGUUAUUGAAAAGUUAUAUAAACAUACAAUUCUGUAAAUAAA